CUCCUCGUCGACUCUUCGGGUCUCCGCUGGCGGCACCACCACUCUAUACCCUAAUCCUCGUCCUCCUCGCCCUUCCCAUCUCCAUCUCCCUGCUACUCUCCGCCCUUCUGUCCAACCCCCCAACCAAAACAUCCAUCAUGCCUCAGGACCUCAAGAAACUCUACCCCCAGGCGAGAGCCACCAAGCAGGGCCCCGUCACCGUUGAAGUUGCCGGCGUCCCUAAAGUCGAAGGCGAAACCAUCCCGCGCCGUAACGCAAGGACAGCGGAUGCCCUAAAGCUCAAGCCUCACGACAGCGUCAGCACCCUCUACGACCUGGUCAAGUAUGCCUCGAGCAAGUUUGGCAACGCAAAAGCAAUGGGCUCCCGCCGCAUCGUCCGCACCCACACCGAGACCAAGAAGGUCAAGAAGAUGAUUGAUGGCGUCCAGCAAGAGGUGGACAAGAACUGGACCUACUUCGAGCUGUCCGAGUACAAAUACCAGACCUUUGUCGAGUUCGAGAAGCUCAUCCACGACAUCGGCGCUGGCUUGAAGAAGCUGGGCCUCAAGCCCCACGAUCGCCUCCAUCUCUUCGCCGGAACCAGCUCGCAGUGGCUCGCCAUGGCUCAUGGCACCCUUUCUCAGUCCGGCGCAAUAGUCACCGCCUACGAUACGCUCGGAGAGGAGGGCCUCAAGCACUCCAUGUUGCAGACCAAAGCCAAGUUCAUGUUCAUCGACCCCACGCUGUUCCCCAACCUCGUCAACCCCUACAACGAGGCCAAGGACGUCGAGGUCGUUUUCUACAGCACCGGUAAUGAUCUCGUCCAGAGUGACUUGGACGCCUUCAAGGCCGCACACCCCCAUGUCAAGAUCAUGAGCUUUGACGACUUGGUCAAGUUGGGCCAAGAGAACCCUGCGGAUCCUAUCCCGCCCAGCGCCGACGACCUGGCAUGCAUCAUGUACACUUCUGGCUCUACCGGUACUCCCAAGGGCGUGCUCAUCAAACAUCGCAAUGUCAUCGCAGCGGUUGCCGGUGUCGAUGUGAUUGUGGGUGACUACCUUGGUCCAGGCGACGUGCUGCUCACCUACCUCCCGCUCGCUCAUAUCCUGGAAUUCGUCUUCGAAUCCGCAUGCCUCUUCUGGGGUGGAACCAUGGGCUACGGCACCGUUAAGACGCUCUCUGAUACGUCUGUGCGUAACUGCAAGGGAGAUAUCCGUGAGCUGAGGCCAACCAUCCUCGUUGGUGUGCCCCAGGUCUGGGAGACGGUCAAGAAGGGUAUCAUCACAAAAGUCGAGUCGGGAGGCGCCCUCACCAAGAAGGUCUUCUGGGGCGCCUACGCUGCCAAGCAGCUCCUCCUCGGCAUGGGGCUGCCUGGGAGUGGUGUCUUGGAUGCCAUCGUCUUCAACAAAGUCAAGGAAGCGACGGGAGGCAAGCUAAGAAUCUUACUCAACGGCGGCGGUCCCGUCGCCAAGGAGACGCAGCGCUUCCUCUCCGUCGCCAUUACCCCCAUGAUCAGUGGCUAUGGCCUGACCGAGACUUGCGCCAUGGGCGCGCUCAUGGACCCUCUCGCUUGGACCGACCAGGCGCUGGGCGAGAUGCCUGCGUGCAUUGAGAUGAAGCUCGUCGACUUCGCCGACGCUGGCUACUUCACCAGCAACAACCCGCCGCAAGGCGAGAUCUGGAUCCGUGGAGGAGCAGUCACAGACGGCUAUCUUGAGCUCGAGAAGGAGACCAAGGAGUCGUACACGGAGGAUGGAUGGUUCAAGACCGGCGACAUUGGGCAGUUCGACGCCAAGGGGCAGCUCAAGAUCAUCGACCGCAAGAAGAACCUCGUCAAGACGCUCACCGGCGAGUACAUUGCGCUCGAGAAGCUGGAAUCCGUCUACCGCUCCGUUCCCAUCGUUGCCAACAUAUGCGUCUACGCUGCCGACGACCAGGCCAAGCCCGUCGCCAUCAUAGUGCCUGCCGAGCCUGUCCUGAAGAAGGUUGCGGCCGAGCAGGGCGUCGAGGGCGAACAUCUGGAGGAGUUGGUCCACGACCGGAAAAUUGUGAAUGCCGUGUCGAGGCAGCUGCAGGCUGCGGGCCAGAAAGCGGGUCUGGCUCCGUUCGAGAUUGUGCAGGGCGUUGUGUUGGCCGACGAGGAGUGGACGCCGCAGAACGGCUUCACGACGGCAGCGCAGAAACUCAACCGCCGCGCCAUCCUCGAGCGGUAUCAGAAGGAGGUUGACAAGGCGUAUGGCAAAUAGGUCGACGCUGCUUGCAGUAUCAACGAACUUCACUCGAUUUGGAAUCACAUGACGCUUAUUUGGUAGUACCCCCUCUCGGCGAACUUGAUUCUGAAGGCAGCGACGGAGAUGAUGGUGGAUGGGGUUUUACGGAUUUUCGUUUUUUUCCUGGCAUGCCCGGCCACGCUUUUGCUCGGCUCAGCUGCUUGUAUGACACUGCUAUCUACGUUUUGAGGGGGGUGCUGGAUGGCACGGGGAACCGAGAGAGAGAGGAUGCGUGCGGAUGUGAAGGUAUCGGGGGAGGUGGAGUGAGGUAGUUUUGACGAAUCUCGUGGAGGUAAUUAAUUGUAUUCUAUCUAUGCAACUGGAUCCUAGGUGCUGGAGCUGUUCCCCGUUGCAUCCUCUUUCCUAAGUGCUGGAGCUGUAUAGGCCUUU
Molecule: messenger RNA, 2639 nt
Organism: Westerdykella ornata
Lineage: Eukaryota; Fungi; Ascomycota; Dothideomycetes; Pleosporales; Sporormiaceae
Product: acetyl-CoA synthetase-like protein
Exons: 4
Coding region: 138-2225 (695 amino acids)
Biological process (GO): long-chain fatty-acyl-CoA metabolic process; long-chain fatty acid metabolic process
Cellular component (GO): lipid droplet; plasma membrane; endoplasmic reticulum
Molecular function (GO): long-chain fatty acid-CoA ligase activity
Source: RefSeq, a predicted model, not a curated record